Molecule: messenger RNA, 1179 nt
Organism: Candidula unifasciata
Lineage: Eukaryota; Metazoa; Mollusca; Gastropoda; Stylommatophora; Geomitridae
Source: the annotation of a GenBank genome assembly
AUGACAUUGGAUCACAAUGGAAACUUCACAGAAAAUUUCACCAUUGCCCAGUUGGAGGUCAGUGAGAAUGACUCCCAGAUUACGUCCAUGUCUGCCGUAGGCCUGGUGGUUAGAGGUAUGGCCAUGGCAGCAAUUAUAAUCGGAGCGAUAUUCGGCAACAUGCUGGUGAUCAGUAGUGUCCUGAGAUUCGAACGUCUUCGAGGCAUCACAAACUUUUUCAUCGUGUCCCUGGCGUUCGCCGACCUUCUCGUGGCUAUUCUUGUGAUGCCUUUCAACGCCAGCAUGGAAAUCACUGGAAAAUGGGUCUUUGGUCGGACCAUGUGCGAUAUAUUCAACGCCAAUGACGUCUUGUUCAGCACAGCUUCCAUUCUACAUUUAUGUUGUAUAAGUAUGGACAGAUACAUCGCCAUAUUGCAUCCUCUUCAAUACGAAACUAAAAUGACUCGACCCCGCGCUAUUCUCAUGCUUGGGGUCACCUGGGUAUCCUCAAUACUUAUAUCGUACAUUCCGGUGUACUCUCAACUUUACACCACAGAAGAAAACAUGCAAGCAUUAAUCAACGACCCAGAUUCCUGUCCGUUUAUCGUCAACAGGAUUUAUGCAGGAGUCUCAUCAAGCGUAUCCUUCUGGAUUCCUUGCACUAUCAUGCUUUUCGUCUACGCCCGCAUCUUCAUGGAAGCAAGAAAGCAGGAGAAAAUGAUACAAACAUCGACAGUCUAUUUACAUUACUCCGACCUAAGAAACGCCAACGGUGCCUGUAUAGACAGAGAUGCAAACAGGUCUGAACGAAGGAGAAUGAAGCGGGAACAUAAAGCGGCCAAGACGUUGGGGAUUAUCAUGGGUGCUUUCAUACUGUGUUUCUUGCCUUUCUUCUCCUGGUACGUGGCCACCACGAUGUGCCGCGACCUGUGCCCGUACCCACCCAUGCUAGGAUCCGCCUUGUUCUGGGUAGGAUAUUUCAAUUCGUGCCUCAACCCCUUAAUAUACGCAUACUUUAACAGGGAUUUUCGAACAGCGUUCAAGAAGUUGCUCCAUUUGGAUCUAGUGCCGUGUGAUUCAAACUGUGACCCUUCCUCGCAUGCUCUGAAUUCCACAUUUGUAAGCAACCAUGUUCGGCAUUCCAGGGAUAUCUGCAACUUAGGAGUUCGACUCUCCAACAGUUCUCUGCAACGACAGUGA